Anguilla anguilla (European eel) is the source of this 1259-nucleotide messenger RNA. It is a transcript of the gene igflr1, whose product is annotated as IGF-like family receptor 1. Lineage: Eukaryota; Metazoa; Chordata; Actinopteri; Anguilliformes; Anguillidae. The coding region runs from base 104 to 1117 and encodes 337 amino acids. The record is from RefSeq and is a predicted model, not a curated record. Gene Ontology annotation, molecular function: protein binding. The transcript is spliced from 7 exons.
UAACUCAACAAUUUCGGGACAGUCAGCGUAUGGUAAUUUCUCCCCGCCCCCCCAGUUUCCGCAAGUUAUUUAAACGCCAGUGCAGGUUUACAACACCGACUCCAUGCGACCUGAAAUUAUUUGUUUCUUGCUGCCUCUCUUUGGUGGGAUAGGAACUGAAGCUAACACGAUGUUGUACUCGAAAAAAUGUCGGACGGAACCGACGACUUAUUGGAACCAACAAUGGAUGCGAUGUGUACCGUGCGAAACAAGUUUUCAUAAGCGUGCAGGGCACCAGUUUGCCCCAAACUGCGGCAGGCAAGACGAUGGUGGGCAACCCGCUCCAAUGCAUGAACCAUGCGAAGAAGGCACAUUCAAUGAUGGGAGUUUCCUGACAUGCAGAAAAUGCACACUGUGCCCCCCAGGCCAACCAACACUGGCAUCGUGCAGUACUACCAUGGACACACGCUGCUGUGAAAAGGGAGUGAUCAUUCACAAGGAGUGCCAGAGACCUGAAACCAAGGAGUUCUACCUGGAGUCCACAUCGUCCACAUCCUCCCCAUCAUCCACAUCAUCCACAUCCUCCCUAUCAUCCGCAUCGUUCACCUACGGAUGGAUUGCUGUUGUGCUGCUGUUUCCCGUCCUGCUCCUUUUACUCGUUUUGAUACUCAAGAAAGCAAAGUGUCGCAGAGGAGGGGACCCGACUGAAGUCAAGAAAAAUGUGAGCUUUUUACCACCAUACAAGGACAAGAAUGUGGAUGAGCUUUUAGCUGUCCGCAUACAGGAGGCUCCGCUGCAGUCAGUGCUGGAUAACCUGGACGUCCUCGAGGAGCUCGUCAUGCUGCUGGACCCGGACAGCUCUGUUGCCAAGACAACGCGCCACGUGGCAACGCACUGCUCUUUCUCCGCCACGUGGAUCAACUACGCCUACUCCAUGAGGGACACCAAGAGCCCUCUGAAGGCCGUGCUGGAGGCGGUCACCACCAAGUUCCCAGACUGGACCGUCGGUCACCUGGCGCGGGUGUUUAACGAUAUCGGCCGCAACGAUGCGGUGGUGGUACUGGCAAAGCUCCCCCUUCUCGGGUACAAGCAUUGCCACAAUUCACACAAUUUCAAUAGCAGGAUGUCAUUUUUCUGAAAGAAAUGUAUUUAUUUAUUAUUUUUUUUUUUUUUAACGCAGAGUGGGAGAAACUAACGAAACUCCAAAGGGGUGAAUAAACUCAAAAGAAUACUUAAGAACUAAAAAAAAAAACACAGAACAGAACACAGGCAGGACGGAA